AAAAAUCCUCCCAACGCCAUCCUACGUGGCGCCUCUACUGUGUUUUCUUGCCUUAAGAGUUCAUUAUUGAAUCUCAUUCUCACCUCUACUGUUUUUCCCAUUUUUGGGAUCCCCUCUUUCCUUCUUUGGCUUUUCACACUUGCGAAAUGGUUUUUUGAUUGGCAGAAGUGAAAAGCUCUUUCUUUUUCUUUCUUCCUCUUCUUCUCAAAACUCCCUUUUGUAGAGAUUUCUGCAACUAUGGUGGCCGAGGCUAUGGAUCAGUCUGAUGGAAAUAGUGGGGCUGUAUCUUCUGCAGUUAACAGUAAGGUGGAAACUAUGACCACACAGGCUGGGGUCUCAAGUUCUUUAGGGAGUGAAUACUUGCCAAAGGUGAGGAAACCUUAUACCAUAACAAAACAGCGAGAGAGAUGGACAGAGGAAGAACACCAAAGGUUUGUUGAAGCCUUGAAGUUGUAUGGGCGUGCAUGGCGUAAGAUAGAAGAACAUGUUGGUACAAAAACUGUGAUUCAGAUUCGAAGCCAUGCUCAGAAGUUUUUCACCAAGGUUGUUCGUGAUUUGGGGAAUGAUGGUGAUGGACCCAUAGAGAUCCCUCCUCCUCGGCCUAAGAAGAAACCUUUGCAUCCUUACCCUCGUAAAAUGGUUGAUUCGUCUAAACCUGAGAUGGAAGUUUUAGGUCAAUCUGAAAGGUCUCCUUCAAAAAUGUAUAACGGAGAGAGAGAUAAUCAGUCUCCAGAUUCAGUUUUGUCAGCGAUUGGUUCAGACGAUAUGGAAUCUCCAGUUGCUGAGUUGCAGCACACCCAACUGCAACGUUCUCCUGCUUCAUGUACUAGUGAUGCAGAUUCACCUAACUUAGCACCUAUAGAGAAUGAUAACGAAUGCCUAACAUCUAACUCCAGUGUCGAGAAGAAAGGAUCUGUUGCAUCAGUUGGAGUGACUGCCAAGUCCUCCCACCCUACAGACAAUUCUUCUGUGAAACUUGACCUGCUUUCUAGGGAUACCGCAUCUUCUGUGAAAGAGCUAUCCAGGGAUAACCCAGGAAGUUUCAGGUUAUUUGGACAGACAGUUUCAGUUUCUAUAGCAGUAGCCGAUUCUUCUAAACAAGAACCACAUAACUUUAAGGAUGCUGCUAGAGAGGAAAAUGAUAACACAACAGUUGAAGGUCUACCUAACCAUGUAAAUUCGCAGUUUGUUUACACAAUGGUUCCACACAGUAUGAUCCCCCCAGCCAGCUGGUUUCCACAGUUUUUACCAAAUAACGACUCCAAACCGACUACCAUGCCGCCUUGGUGGUCUUGGCACCAAGAUCUCAUGCAUCAGUAUUUUUCUUCGUGCAGCCAUGUAGCUGCACAAACAACAUAUCCCGAAGAGGACUUCAAACACCCUCGACCUCUGAGGGAAAGGUCAUCAACUGAUUCAAGCAGUGGAUCAGCAAGCGAAGUAAACAGCGUGCUUAGAAAUUGUGAUGCAAUUGAAUCUAAAGGUGGCACAGUGAAGCUCGAGAAUACCCAGAACAGGAAAGGGUUUGUACCAUACAAAAAAUGCUUAGCUGAGAGAAAUGAGGAGUCAUCAGCAGCUGACAUAGAAGAACCAGAGAGGAAAAAGCUGUGUGUUGGGUUAUAGAACGAACAUUUUUCAUUUUGGUAUGGUUCUCGAUCUAGUCUACUUCCACAGGAUCAUUCUUUAUGAGUAUGGAGUAUGGAUGUAACCUUCCUCUGUUGUAAAGAUUUAAGGCUAGAGAACCAUUUCUCCCCCACUUUUUCUUUAAUUUUUACAUAGAAUAUAAUUUUUUUGCACCAUGUAUCCAUUCAUGAGGAAGAACACUAUCCUUGAAUUUUCCUUUCAACUUAUUAUUUCCCAACACUGUACUCUAUUUAACUGUGACAUUCAUCAUCGUUUGAAGUUGUUAA
Molecule: messenger RNA, 1907 nt
Organism: Ipomoea nil (Japanese morning glory)
Lineage: Eukaryota; Viridiplantae; Streptophyta; Magnoliopsida; Solanales; Convolvulaceae
Product: protein REVEILLE 1-like
Exons: 6
Coding region: 238-1620 (460 amino acids)
Molecular function (GO): DNA binding
Source: RefSeq, a predicted model, not a curated record